CCUCCACUCACGUCUGAACUGAAGCGCUGUAGUGAAUCGAUACGCUAGCAACUGUCCAGUCACUACCGCAUAACCUACUUUCUUCUUCCGUUCUCCAGGAGCGGCAUUUCUCUGCCGCAGAGGAGUCGGACAAGUUUUGAAUUAUCCAAGAUGAACAACCUGGCCAGACAGGUGUUCCAUGUCGGAGUGGCAGCGUACUACAUGGUUGUCACCCACUGGAUGAAGGAAAACAUGCUCAAACACACUAAAGAAGAUGAUAUCCAUGAUCCUGUUGUAAAAACAAUGAAACGGUUCUCACUGCGAUAUCUCACCAACUGGACAUUUACGUUACAAACAACGUAUUUCUAUAUUGCUCUUGGAGGAGAAAUUCUGGCUCUGUUUAAAGGAAGAGAAAAGAUCAAGGAGAGAAUAAACCAAUUCAAGAAUUACUUCUUCACUGUCCUUGUGGCCCCAAUGGCCUUGGUGGUCUCAAUAGUCUUCUGGAGUGUGUGGUUUGUGGACAGAGAACUGAUAUUCCCAAUAGUUAUGGACAAAUUCCUUCCACCAUGGAUAAACCAUUCUCUGCACACAACUACGUCUGUGAUAGUGCUUCUAGAAAUGUAUAUGUGUUUCCACAAGUAUCCUGCGUUCAAGCCCGCUUUAUUGGGAAUAACCUUAUAUCUGCUGCUGUAUUCAUUUUGUUUACUGGGAACUUACUAUCAGAGUGGUAUCUGGUUGUAUCCAAUAUUCAAAAUGCUGAAUUGGACACUGAGAGUAGUAAUCUGCCUAGCCACUUACAUUUUAGCCGUGGCGCUGUAUGGGGCAGGCUACUUCUUGAACAAAGUGCUUUGGGAUGAAAAACUGUUAGUGAAGAAAGCACCAAGGAAGAAGCACAAAAAGCACUGACAUGACAGGAUUUAGGGGCAAUACAACUUAACAAAUUAAUGUCUGAAGUACAGCACAGAAGAUGAGGAGAGCAUCAGACUUCUUGCUCUUUUCUUGGGUCCAUGUACUCUCCAGGUUCAAGAGGACAUUCUGAUUUUUGUUGGAACCCUCAGCAUUCCAUAGCAUAUCACCUUGCUCUCCUUGCUAAGAUAGCCUUAUAAUAAAUCAGCUUAUUUCUUGUAAAAUUAAUUUAAUAAAUAAUUAUUAUAUUACGAAGCUGAUAUUUUAACAGAUUUUACAUUGAAAUUCCAUUUGAUUUGUUACUACGAGAUUAUUGUACUUAUGUGUUUAAAAAUCUCAUAUUGUUAAUAUAUACAUAAUUAUUAACAGUACAUUAAAUUAUUAAAAUACAAGUUAUUCCUCAAAAUUAAUUUUUAAUUGCAGUUUUUUUAAAUUAGUGAAAUAAAUUAAUUUGUUAUUCGAAAGGAUUAAAAUUUUAAAUUAUUAAGAAAUUUUUAGCACUACUUACAUAGUGUCUUUUAGAAAUGGAAGAUAAUUAACUAACUCUAUUCCAAA
Molecule: messenger RNA, 1440 nt
Organism: Homalodisca vitripennis (glassy-winged sharpshooter)
Lineage: Eukaryota; Metazoa; Arthropoda; Insecta; Hemiptera; Cicadellidae
Product: androgen-dependent TFPI-regulating protein-like
Exons: 6
Coding region: 151-885 (244 amino acids)
Cellular component (GO): membrane; endomembrane system
Source: RefSeq, a predicted model, not a curated record